UGCGUAGCGUAGGAAACGCUAAUUAAUCCGGUCCAAUGUUGCAGGUUUUCCCUCGUUCCUGUCCGAAAUCAAAGGACCUGGGCGUCAGCAUAAAACAAACGGAACCCUUUUCCCAGUGCGUUAUUAAUCGCAGCCCUUCGAGAAGCCGACGCUCUAAAUAUUCCAUUUUUUCAUUCAACAGGAGAAAUUGAUGAUGUUUCGGGACUAUCAAUCAUUCGGUGGAGCGCCGUUUUAAUACAGGCCUUAGAUGUAAAACCGUACUGAACAUCGCCAUCGUUUCCGUUAAAUAAGGAUUCCCAAAUACCGUCCAACUGAAAAAUAAAACGACAAUGGAUCGUUCUUGACACCCGCUUCGGAUUACUGGGACUGGCGCAACAAGAUGUCCCGACUGUCGCAGUUCUAUACCGUCGAGGUGGGAGACACCAAGUUCACCAUUCUGAAGCGGUACCAAAAUUUGAAACCGAUCGGAUCCGGUGCCCAAGGAAUAGUUUGUUAGAUUUGGGCUGUGCUUAGAACAAUUAGCGUGUGUGUUUUUUUUAAUUUACUGUUGGUUGGUUGUUGGUGUUGUUUACGGUUGUUAUAAGUAUCCAAACUACAAGUAUAGUAUUAAAUAAUGGCGGAGGCGGUGCGCGAAGGUUUCACCCAGCACAUUUUCGGCGACACCGAAUUCUGGGUGCCACAACGCUACGUCAAUCUGCAACCGAAGGGCGGCGGCGCCCAAGGCCUUGUUUGUGCCGCCGUUGACACGGUGACCUCGACGAACGUCGCCAUCAAGAAACUCAGCCGCCCCUUUCAGAAUGUCACUCAUGCCAAAAGGGCGUACCGGGAGUUUAAGCUCAUGAAGCUCGUCAAUCACAAGAACAUAAUUGGUUUGUUAAAUGCGUUCACGCCUCAAAGGUCGCUGGAGGAGUUCCAGGAUGUGUACCUGGUAAUGGAACUGAUGGACGCGAAUCUGUGCCAAGUGAUACAGAUGGACCUUGACCACGAACGCAUGAGCUAUUUGCUGUAUCAGAUGUUGUGCGGCAUUAAACAUCUACAUUCGGCCGGGAUCAUUCACAGAGAUUUGAAACCGAGUAAUAUAGUGGUGAAGUCUGAUUGCACGCUCAAAAUACUAGAUUUCGGUCUUGCCCGGACGGCAGGCACGACUUUUAUGAUGACACCGUAUGUGGUGACACGAUACUAUCGGGCACCCGAAGUUAUACUUGGCAUGGGAUAUACCGAAAACGUCGACAUUUGGUCCGUCGGCUGUAUCAUGGGCGAGAUGAUACGAGGUGGUGUCCUGUUCCCUGGCACCGAUCACAUCGAUCAAUGGAAUAAAAUUAUUGAACAACUAGGGACGCCGUCGCAGCAGUUCAUGGUGCGGCUUCAGCCGACCGUACGCAACUACGUGGAGAACAGGCCACGAUAUCCGGGUUUCUCGUUCGAGAAACUGUUCCCGGACGUGCUGUUCCCGUCAGACAGCAACGAGCACAACCGGCUGAAGGCUAGCCAGGCGCGCGAACUGCUCUCCAAGAUGCUCGUGAUUGAUCCCCAGAAUCGGAUAUCGGUUGACGACGCCCUACUCCAUCCGUACAUAAACGUCUGGUACGACGAGCAGGAGGUCAAUGCGCCCGCUCCGGGACCGUACGACCACAGUGUGGAUGAGAGGGAGCACACGGUGGAACAGUGGAAAGAGCUGAUCUAUCAGGAGGUCAUGGAGUAUGAGAGUAGCCACGGAAGGGCCACGUCCAGCGCCCAACCCAGUCCGGCCGCCAAUUUGAACGAACCAAAUGGUACGGAAACUGUACGGUAGAAAAGGAUACUGAACAUCAAGCACAAAUUACGUUUUGAACUAGUCUAACUUAUUAUAACUCUAGUAAUUCCCUUCCCAAGGCAAAAGAAGAUAGGCCACAAUAGUUUGAACCUCGGUAAAGACUCGUAAACGAGCGCGCCACUGUGACUAUUUUAUUGAAAAGUGUGAAGACUUAACAACGGGUCCUUUUUAUAAUUAAAAUUAUGGAAAAAAUUGUAACUGUGUAUUGAAUAAUCUUUAAUCAUUAUGUGUGAUAAAUAUCGACUUUGCUAGUUUGUAUUUUGGUUUAUUUCCGCGGUAAAUUAUUACGAACGUUUUUUAUACACCAAAACCGUUUCUCUGUCAAAUCGCGCGUGCAAUACAGAUAUUUUUUUAUUGAAAUACGUGUACGGUGGAAUGGAUAAUUCUAGGAUUAAGCAAUGGUGGUGCAGAUUUCGAAAUUUUACGUUUACAACGCGCCCGCGGCGAAGUAGCAGAAGGAACCGGAUCGGCACGUCAUUGCUUCGCUGGGUGGCGUGUUAAUUUCAUUCUUGUUUUGGUGUGACAAUCAGACGAUUCGAUUAUUUGUUUUUUAAUUGAACAAAGAAAAAUACAAAUUAGUAAUAAAUGUAUAAGAUGGAUAAUAAUGAUAGGUAGUGAUAGUUUUAUGGAUUAUGUUGAGUUCGAACUUAAUUUAUUAUUUUUUUGCAGUUUUAAUGAGAUAAUACAUCUGUUAUUUUUUAUAAUUUUUUCAAUAAGUUUUAAGUCACUUUGUUUUUAUUUUUAUAGUUAUCUAGGUAUAAAUUUAGUCUUAGAAAUGUAAUCUUAAAAAUUUAAAUCUAAAGAACGUAGAAAAAGGAAAACAAUAAGUUUAAUAACUUACACCACUGUGUAAUAAAAAAAAUUAUUACAAUAAGUUAUGUAACAUCCGAUCCAUAAUGUAAAAAAGUAAAGUUUAGUAAAAUUUUAUAGGACAGUGAUUUAUUUCGAUUCACGUUUUUAUGUUAAGUGCAAUUUUAUUGCCAUAUUUAAUAAAAAUUACUUAACUUUUUGCAUUACUUAUUUUAAGAAAAUUAUUAAAUAUGGCAAUUCGUGAUUUUAUUUUUAUGUUGAUUUUAUGAAAUAAUUGUAAGACUUAUAAAAACGCAAAUUUUUAAGAAAUUGUAAUUACAAGAAAAAAUGGAACCAUUAUUUUUUUAUAAUUUUGUCGAUUUUCGUUAAAACAUGAAGUAAUGUAAAUAUUACAAAGAUUUUUGUAGAUUCCAUUUGAUUUUGACUUGCCACAAAUAUAUUAGACUACAACAAUAAAAAAUCGUAGACAAGUGACGCGAAAAUCGGUAAAACUUGUGGAUAUCUUUGAUUAUGUUCGUUUUUUUAUUAUUUCUACAUGAUUUUUUACCGAUUUUUAACAAUUAAAAACUGUCAAGUUAGUUAUUUGUAGUAUACAACCAUUGCUUGUAUUGUUCUGCUUUGUAAAUAAAAACGACAAAGUAUC
This is a messenger RNA of Aethina tumida (small hive beetle), 3266 nucleotides long. RefSeq names its product stress-activated protein kinase JNK (gene bsk). The transcript is spliced from 11 exons. Gene Ontology annotation, molecular function: ATP binding; JUN kinase activity. Gene Ontology annotation, biological process: protein phosphorylation; JNK cascade. The coding region runs from base 614 to 1792 and encodes 392 amino acids. NCBI's taxonomy places the organism in Eukaryota, Metazoa, Arthropoda, Insecta, Coleoptera, Nitidulidae. The record is from RefSeq and is a predicted model, not a curated record. Gene Ontology annotation, cellular component: nucleus; cytoplasm.